GCCUUUAUUUGGCAGCGCUCUGAUUGGCUGAAAGUUCUGUUGUGGCCGCGUGCUUAGGAGCAUCAAAGGCUUCAUGCUUUUUGCAUGCGACUUCAGAGAGACUUUGAAGUUCGGGCGUCUAGAGGCUGCUCGAGAAGAGGAUGUCCGCGUCCGCGAGCCUAAGGGAAUCAGACGGAGAUCGGGACAUGGAGCAGCGCAAAACCCAAGCGUCAAGCCAUCCUUUCAGUGUGGAGUCUCUUAUAUAUAGCCACAAAACCAGUAAGGACUUUGAAAGACGGCGCGAGGAUGUAUCCAUCCAGUUUGCUAAGACUGAGAUCAGAGAUUCUUGUGCUUCGGCUGGAAUACAAAAGCACUUUAUGCAGACCUCACCCGUCAAAUCGGAGUCGCCCGAGCCGGAUGACUGUACACCAUGGGUUAUUCACUCUAGAUACUCUCAAACUAGCCAGGAAAGUCCCUGUCCUCUCCGUAAGCACAAGAACAACCGCAAACCCCGUACACCAUUCACCACCACACAGCUCCUGGCCUUGGAGCGAAAGUUCAGACAGAAACAGUACCUGUCCAUUGCCGAGCGAGCAGAAUUCUCCAAUUCACUCACCCUCACAGAGACCCAGGUGAAGAUCUGGUUCCAGAACCGACGGGCCAAGGCAAAGCGCUUGCAAGAGGCUGAGCUGGAAAAGUUCAAACUGACUGCCAAACCUGCCCUCCACCCCAGUUUCAGUCUGCCUCUUCCUCUUGGAACUCAACUUCAUUCGGCUGUCUCACUCUAUGGCCAGUCAUAUCCCUACCACAGGCCGUUGUUGCCUGUUGCUCCAGUGGGACUCUAUGGAACACCUUUAGGGUACAGCAUGUAUCACCUCGCUUGAGAAGAAGUGCUACAGUAUGGACUAGUACUGAUCUAAGGAUGUACGAAAAACAAUGUUUACAAUAUCUUGGUGUCCAAGUCCAAAAAAAAAAAGCAGCAACCAAAAUUAAAUGUUUCAUAAUGUGCCUUGACCUGAAUUGAAAUGCCGGACAUUUUACUUCAUUUUUCACUGACUGAAAGUUCAAAUUUUACCCUUUGGAUGGAUAAUUCUGUUGCCAAACCUUUUGUGUAUAUUUGUGUCAUACAUCUUUAUAUAUUGUAAAAGGAAUUAUUUUGUGUACAAAAUACUGAGUUUAAAUUCCACUAAAUUUAAUGUUGAUUUUUAUCCCAAGUUCAUUACACAUUAUUUUUACUUUAUUUUUAAAGAUGGUCGUACCUCUAGCUAUAACUGAUAGACACUACUUUAUUGUUUGUUUGAAACAAAUUAGAAAUGGCUUGGUGAAUGAUUUUAUAUGAUAAAUACAUUGGUAUGUUCACACUAAGAAAUUUCCAAAUAGGAUUUGCCCUUUUGAGUUCAGUUUUACAUUUAUAAAAUUAAAGAUUUUUUUCUAUACUUCA
Molecule: messenger RNA, 1420 nt
Organism: Carassius auratus (goldfish)
Lineage: Eukaryota; Metazoa; Chordata; Actinopteri; Cypriniformes; Cyprinidae
Product: homeobox protein MSH-D-like
Exons: 2
Coding region: 141-863 (240 amino acids)
Biological process (GO): regulation of transcription by RNA polymerase II; embryonic morphogenesis
Cellular component (GO): nucleus
Molecular function (GO): RNA polymerase II transcription regulatory region sequence-specific DNA binding; DNA-binding transcription factor activity, RNA polymerase II-specific
Source: RefSeq, a predicted model, not a curated record